Tribolium madens (black flour beetle) is the source of this 258-nucleotide messenger RNA. RefSeq names its product protein NCBP2AS2 homolog. NCBI's taxonomy places the organism in Eukaryota, Metazoa, Arthropoda, Insecta, Coleoptera, Tenebrionidae. The record is from RefSeq and is a predicted model, not a curated record. The transcript has a single exon. The coding region runs from base 1 to 258 and encodes 85 amino acids.
AUGGUAUUUCGCCUCCUGGUCCGUCUACUUGCAAACAAUGAACAAUUGGUGCAAAGACUAAGUGAAUCAUAUCCUAUGCGCAAAGCAGCGCAAAUUGUAGUGAGAGCAGUGUAUCACGGCAAGAAUCUCAUUGAGGAAAAGGGUCUAGACAAGAAGUUAACACCGGAAGAAUUCCGGGCUUUGAUGAGAAGAAUCGCCCAGAAUUUGCAAGGACAGAUCAAACAAGCCACUGACGAAUUCAAACACAAAAUGAAGUAG